AUGGGAUCUGUGGAACGUGCCAUAUUGUUGGAGCAUUACAAUGGAAAAUUGCCCUUCUGGCUUAGUCCGCGCCAGGCCAUAGUUUGCCCUAUAUCAAAGAAAUCCGAGGAAUAUGCAAAACAGGUGAAAAACAAAAUCCAUGAAGCUGGGUACUAUGUUGAUGCGGACAUAACAGACAGAAAGAUCGAUAAAAAGAUGCGAGAAGCUCAGAUGGCGCAGUACAACUACAUACUGGUAGUUGGUGAAAACGAAGCUGCUACAGGAAAGGUGAGUGUUAUGAUAAGAGACAGUCCAGCUCACGCGGUGAAGAGCAUUGAGGAUUUGCUCGAAGAAUUCAAGAUCAAGGCUGCCGAAUAUCAAUGA
This is a messenger RNA of Microthlaspi erraticum, 363 nucleotides long. The record is from the annotation of a GenBank genome assembly. NCBI's taxonomy places the organism in Eukaryota, Viridiplantae, Streptophyta, Magnoliopsida, Brassicales, Brassicaceae.